Messenger RNA from Paraphaeosphaeria sporulosa, 1032 nucleotides. Its product is annotated as Aldo/keto reductase. Lineage: Eukaryota; Fungi; Ascomycota; Dothideomycetes; Pleosporales; Didymosphaeriaceae. The coding region runs from base 1 to 1032 and encodes 343 amino acids. The transcript has 5 exons. The record is from RefSeq and is a predicted model, not a curated record.
AUGGCUGAAAAGAUGGAAUACGUCAACCUAGGAAAGUCUGGCCUCAAGGUGUCCAAGGUGAUCCUCGGUGCAAUGAGCUACGGAGAUCCAAAGUGGCAGGAGUGGGUUUUGAACGAGGAGCAAAGUCUCCCGUUGCUCGAGCACGCCUACAAAGUCGGCAUCAAUACCUGGGACACUGCAGAUAUCUACUCCCAUGGCGCCUCGGAACGCAUUAUCGCAAAGGCACUAAAGAAGUACAACAUCCCCCGCAGCAAAGUUGUCCUCCUCUCGAAAUGCUACUUCGGGGUCAACGAAGAAGACCCCACCCUCGGCAUCGCCUCCGUGUCCACCAACGACGGCGCUUUCGUAAAUCAAGUCGGACUCUCGCGCAAGCAUAUUUUCGAUGCGGUGGAGAAGAGCGUCGAGCGCCUAGGCACAUAUAUCGAUGUGCUGCAGAUCCACCGGCUGGACCGGGACACACCGCGCGAAGAGAUUAUGAAGGCGCUGAACGACGUUGUCGAGAAGGGAUGGGUGCGGUAUAUUGGCGCGAGUUCGAUGGCAGCAUGGGAGUUCCAAACGUUGCAAAAUAUCGCGGACCGCAAUGGCUGGCACAAGUUCAUCUCCAUGCAGAACUACUACAACCUUAUCUACCGCGAGGAGGAGCGUGAGAUGAUCCCAUACUGCCAGGACACCGGCGUCGGCCUGAUUCCGUGGUCACCCAUCGCCCGCGGCGCCCUCACGCGCCCCUGGACCGACCGCUCCUCCAAGCGCUCCACCACCGACGCCUUCCUCAAGAACCUCGUGCACGACCGCGAAGACGCAGUCGACAAGGAGAUCAUCGGGCGCGUGGAGAAGAUCGCGAAAAAGAACAAUGUCAGCAUGGCUUGUGUUGCGACCGCGUGGACUAUCCAUAAGGGCGUCCAGCCGAUCAUUGGGUUGAGCAGUAAGGAGCGGAUUGACGAGGCAGUGAAGAACAGCAAGUUCAAACUGAGCGAGGAGGAUGUCAAGGUGCUGGAGGAGGCGUAUGUGCCGAAGACGCGGCAGGGGUUCUAG